Messenger RNA from Zasmidium cellare ATCC 36951, 2112 nucleotides. RefSeq lists its product as uncharacterized. The transcript is spliced from 3 exons. Gene Ontology annotation, biological process: lipid metabolic process. Lineage: Eukaryota; Fungi; Ascomycota; Dothideomycetes; Mycosphaerellales; Mycosphaerellaceae. The record is from RefSeq and is a predicted model, not a curated record. Gene Ontology annotation, cellular component: cytosol. Gene Ontology annotation, molecular function: acetoacetate-CoA ligase activity. Bases 1 to 2112 code for a protein of 703 amino acids.
AUGGCAGAAGUGGCAGUGCCUCGAAAGCUGUGGGACCCGCCGAAUCCCAAUGGAACGUUGGCGUACAAGUUCAUGCAACAAGUCAACAAGAAACGAGGGACAAAUCUGCACGCGUGGGACGAGCUACAAGCGUGGUCAACUGAUCAGAGGAGCCAAUUCUGGGAGGAGCUUCUACAGCAAUAUCCGAUCAUUCACGAUGGAAGCUAUAGUCAAGUGGUUGACGAGAAUGCACGAAUGGACUCCAAUCCAGCGUGGUUCAAGGGAGUCAACGUCAACUUCGCGGAAAAUUCGCUGUUCUGGCCUGAUGAGAGGGAUCCGAGCAAAGCUACUACCUAUCGCAAGGAAGAUCAUAGGAUAGCUUGCACUGAGGCUCGAGAGGGCGGCACAGAGAUUCGACAAUGUACGUGGAAGGAACUGCGAGAGCGCACCGCACUCUUGUCAAAUGCAAUGAGAGCCAGAGGUGUGAAGAAGGGAGACCGUGUAGCUGUGGUCGCAUCUAACUCGAUUGACACGCUUGUCGUAUUCUAUGCCAUCACGGCGCUCGGCGGCAUCUUCAGCAGCUCUAGCACCGAUAUGGGGACGAAAGGCAUUCUCGACAGACUACGACAGAUCAAACCUCGAUAUGUGUUCAUUGACGACUGGGCCCUGUACAAUGGCAAGACUAUCGACCUGAGAUCCAAGAUGAAUGAGAUUGUCGAUGGAAUGAAGGGAGUGCAUGAGCUCAGCUGCAUCGUGAGUAUGCCACGAACGCAGUCGAAGCCAUUGGAUAUCUCUUCUGUCAAGCGAUGCGAGACGCUUGGUAAUUUCCUCGAGGCCGCGAAAGGUGACAAGACGAUUCGAUUCGAGCGCAUCCCAUUCAGCGACCCAUUCUUGAUCGUGUACUCCAGCGGUACGACAGGGAUGCCGAAGUGCAUCGUCCACAAUGUUGGCGGUGUCCUACUGAACAGCAGGAAAGAAUCAAGUCUUCACAGAGAUACAGCAGCGUACUCGCCAGACGAGCUAUGUACGCUGCAAUUCACAACAACGGGAUGGAUUAUGUAUCUCAACAGCUGCUUGUCUCUGGUUAGUAGCGCACGGGCGGUCUUAUACGACGGGUCUCCUUUCCAGCCGGAUCUCACGUCGUUCUUGAAGCUUGUGCAAGACCAGAAGGUCACGGACUUAGGAAUCUCGCCUCGAUGGAUGCAGACAUUGGCGACCGCAAAGCCACCAGUCCUACCCCGGGAAGUUGUCGAUCUGAGCAGGCUGAGGCGAGUCAUAAGCACUGGGAUGGUCCUGUCCGAAGCACAGUUCGAAUGGUUCUAUGACCAAGCAUUCCCAGCCCACGUCCAACUUGACAACAUCUCCGGCGGCACCGACCUAGCAGCCUGCUUCACCUCCGCCAACAUGAUGCAACCCGUCUACAGCGGCGGCUGCGUCGGGCCCUGCCUGGGCAUGAAACUCGAAGCCUACGACCAAACCAUCGAAGGCGGCCGCGGAGUCAAAGGCAAGCCCCUCCCACCCGGCGAGCCCGGCGAAAUGGUCUGCACGCGAGGCUUCCCGACGCAACCCGUAAUGUUCUGGGAUGACCCUGGCAAUGAGAAGUAUUUCAAGUCGUACUAUGAGCGAUUUGAUAAUGUCUGGACGCAUGGAGAUUUCAUUUCUAUCCAUCCCGUCACGGGUGGGAUUACGCUGCAUGGUCGCGCGGAUGGAGUGUUGAACCCGAGCGGUGUGAGGUUUGGGAGUGCGGAGAUAUAUAAUGUGAUUGAUUUGCAUUUCGGCGAGGAGGUACAGGAUAGCAUCUGCGUAGGUCAGAGGAGGCCGCAGGAUAUGGAUGAAAGUGUGAUGUUGUUUUUGCUGAUGAAGCCUGGGAAGAAGUUCGAGACUGGGUUGGUGAAGAGGAUCAAAGAUGCCAUUGCAAGGGAUUGUGGGAGGAGGUGUGUGCCGAAGUAUGUUUUUGAGACGCCGGAGAUUCCUACCACGAUUAACUUGAAGAAGGUCGAGCUGCCGGUCAAGCAGAUAGUGUCAGGCAAGACGAUCAAGCCCUCGGAUACGCUAGCCAACAAGGAGUGUUUGAACUUCUACUACCAGUUUGCGGAAGUUGAGAAGGUUGUCGAGCCCAAGAGCAAGCUCUGA